Hyla sarda is the source of this 2532-nucleotide messenger RNA. RefSeq names its product adaptor related protein complex 1 associated regulatory protein (gene AP1AR). Bases 102 to 965 code for a protein of 287 amino acids. Gene Ontology annotation, molecular function: AP-1 adaptor complex binding. Lineage: Eukaryota; Metazoa; Chordata; Amphibia; Anura; Hylidae. The record is from RefSeq and is a predicted model, not a curated record. The transcript has 10 exons. Gene Ontology annotation, biological process: regulation of Arp2/3 complex-mediated actin nucleation; negative regulation of cell motility; negative regulation of substrate adhesion-dependent cell spreading.
GCGUGUCACGUGACUGGAGCCACCAGGAGGAUGCCGGUGGGGUAAGGCGCGCGCCUUCCGCGUCCCCGGGGCUGCCGUGUACGCGCCCGGCUCAGUAUGCCAUGGGGAACUGCUGGACGCGGUGCUGGAGUCUCUUCAGGAGGGAAAAUAAUCGCCUCCAGAGGUCGGCAGGAGGAUCCAAAUAUUUUCGAACUUGCACCAGAGGAGAGCACUAUACUAUUGAGUUUGAAAACCUUGUAGAAAGUGAUGAGGGGGAAAGCCCAGGAAGCAGCCAAAGACCCUUAAGUGAAGAAGAAAUAUUGGAUCUAAAGGAAAGACACUACAACUCUAUUAUAGAGCGCCAGAAAACAGAGGAUGUCAAGAUACAGGAUGAGUUAGCCUUACAGGAGAAGAAGUUAAGACUAGAAGAAGAGGCUAUAUAUGCCGCACAGCGUGAAGCUGCCAGGGCAGCCAAGCAGAAAAAGAUUUUGGAGCAACACCGAUUACAGUGGAUUAAGAACAAAGCACAAGCUGCUAAAAAUGGAGAAAGCUCGGUAGCAGAAGAUUUCGAAUCCUACUUACGGAACGUGAGAUCCCAAUAUGAGGCGGUCAGGAGUAGCAGAUUAUCAUCAGAUGCAAACCUUUUAACUCCUAACACAGAGAGUAGCUGUGAUCUUACAACUAGGACAAAGUCUACAAGUGGAAAUGAUGACAACACAUCCCUUGACCUUGAGUGGGAGGAUGAAGAAGGAAUAAACAGGUUUGUCCCAAUGAGAGAGCGCUCAAAAACAGAAGAGGACAUCCUCCGAGCAGCUUUAAAAUCCGGUGUUAAGAAACCUGGAAGCCACACUGCCUCUGAUGACUCCAAUGGGCUGGAGUGGGAGAAUGAUUUUGUGAGUGCGGAGAUGGACGAUAAUGGUAACUCAGAAUACGCAGGGUUUGUAAACCCAGUGACCGAACCUUCUGCUGGGCAGCAGGACAGGUAGAAAAGACCGAGCACCAAGGAAUGUGGCAAUAGCCCCUUAAUAGAAAGCUUUCUCCUUUUCCUCAUGGGUUUUUGAAUGUACAGUUUUUUGAGAGCCUUUUUUAUUCAACAAUUUCAAGUGCAAGUUCAAGUGCAAUUUCCAUUUGUCUCUUGCAGACGUCUCCUAUAUUUAAAAUAAUAGGGUACGUAGUUGGCUUCUUCACACUGGUCCAAGCUCACUUAUAAGUCAUAUGCACUAUUUUAGAACAUGAUACUAUGGCAGUUGUUUUGCACUUUGUCUCCAACAGCCAUUGACUUGCUGGAUACGGAUUGUCUUUAUUUUCUAUGGGUUUUGUUAGCAGCACUUUAACUGUGAAUGUGAUUGCUUAUGUGAUAAACCUGAAGAUUUAUGUAAAGCUGAGCACAAGCUGUAUAAUAGCAAGUGACUGGAUCUUCAUGAGUUAAUGUGACUUGCCUUAUCUCUUGUACAUUCCCUUCACAACACUUCAAGACUGAGUGAUGUCAGUUAGAAACCCUAUUCGGAUAGGCCUCUUCACACUGCUGUUUCUCCCCGUCGAGAACGGCCCUUAUUCUUAUUUUAUUUUUUUGUGUGUGUGUGUAUGUGACUUUAACGGCUGUUCUCAUGACUGGCAACAACGGCUCCCAUUUACUAUAAUGGGGGCUGUCGGGCACCCUUAUUUUUUUACGGGACCAGUGGGAGAAAAAGAUGGCACAUGCAGUAAUUUUACUCCCACUCUUACCCCGGGCUCCCCUGCCGGCCGUCACACUACCGUGUGCUACCGGCAGUGUGAAAGAAGCCUUACAGGUGAGCACAGCUAGGACUUCUUGGCUCUAGCAGGACACCAAACUGCAAGAUGUUCUCAGAACAGAAGCUAUUGGCACUCCUAAUAUACUGUAUCAUGUAUUAGGAGAUGGAUGUUCCUGGUAGUCUUCAGCAGGUGGCACAGAAAAAUGUAUGCAUAUUAUCUGUUUUUGGAGAUGUUGCAAACUUGUCUAAAAGAAAGACUCUGUUUUGAGUAACUUCAUAAAAUAAAUCAUUUCUCUAGUUUAUCUACAGUUUGCCUGUAUGGCCUUGAUACAUCUUUAUUAGAUGUGUAUCUCAUGCUUUCAUAAUUAACACUUACUAGAAGAUGAUAAACAGAACAUUGUCCCCUAUGUCACCCACAUUCCUUAUCAGUAAUUCACUUUAUGCCAUGUAACAAGAGGGCACAGUACAAUGAACUUCCUCUGAGCUGAGAUUUAAUAACCUGGAAAGUGUGAUAAUCCAGUAUUUGUUUCAUUUUAUUGUGGGCUCCUUUUCAAUCUCAAGAUUUACCUAAUGAUCCUUAAAUCAGACAGGGUUUACACCAUGUUGUUGGCAUCCUGUUGAAAUGUUUUGUUUUUUCCCGUAAGAUUAAGUCCAACUGUUCAUUUUUUGCCAGAUCAGUUUACCGUAUAUACUCGAGUAUAAGCCGAAUUUUUCAGCACGACUUUUCGCGUUGAAAAUGCCCCACCUCGGCUUAUACUCGAGUGAACUCUCCACCUGUCAAUCCCUUCAUCAGUGGUCUUCAACCUGCAGACCUCCAGAU